Molecule: messenger RNA, 1951 nt
Organism: Nestor notabilis (Kea)
Lineage: Eukaryota; Metazoa; Chordata; Aves; Psittaciformes; Psittacidae
Gene: ERG
Product: v-ets avian erythroblastosis virus E26 oncogene homolog
Exons: 10
Coding region: 56-1495 (479 amino acids)
Biological process (GO): cell differentiation; regulation of transcription by RNA polymerase II
Cellular component (GO): nucleus
Molecular function (GO): DNA-binding transcription factor activity, RNA polymerase II-specific; sequence-specific DNA binding
Source: RefSeq, a predicted model, not a curated record
GCGAAGCAAUAAUUAUUAUUAGCAAUUAUUAGCGAUCAAUAAUCUUGAUCACAUUAUGGCAAGCACUAUUAAGGAAGCGUUAUCAGUGGUGAGUGAAGACCAGUCCUUGUUUGAGUGCGCCUACGGAUCACCCCACCUUGCGAAGACAGAGAUGACGGCCUCCUCCUCCAGUGAAUAUGGGCAGACGUCAAAGAUGAGUCCGCGUGUUCCCCAGCAAGACUGGUUAUCACAGCCCCCAGCCAGAGUCACCAUCAAGAUGGAGUGUAACCCAAACCAAGUUAAUGGGUCAAGGAAUUCUCCUGAUGACUGCAGCGUGGCAAAAGGAGGGAAAAUGAUUAGCGGCUCAGACAAUGUUGGGAUGAACUAUGGAAACUACAUGGAAGAGAAACAUGUUCCACCCCCAAAUAUGACUACCAAUGAACGAAGAGUCAUUGUGCCAGCAGAUCCUACGUUAUGGAGCACAGACCACGUACGCCAGUGGCUGGAAUGGGCGGUGAAGGAGUAUGGUCUCCCAGAUGUGGACAUCUUGUUGUUCCAGAACAUCGAUGGGAGGGAGCUGUGUAAAAUGACCAAAGACGACUUCCAGAGACUGACCCCAAGCUAUAAUGCAGAUAUCCUCCUGUCACACCUACACUACCUCAGAGAGACUCCUCUUCCACAUUUGACUUCAGAUGAUGUUGAUAAGGCCUUACAAAACUCUCCACGGUUAAUGCAUGCUAGAAACACAGGAGGUGCCACUUUUAUUUUUCCCAAUACAUCAGUUUAUCCAGAAGCAGCACAGAGAAUUACAACCAGGCCAGACUUGCCUUAUGAGCAAGCCAGGAGAUCAGCGUGGACGAGUCACACCCACCCCAGUCCUCAGUCAAAAGCUACUCAGCCAUCAUCCUCAACAGUUCCCAAAACAGAAGACCAACGUCCUCAGUUAGAUCCAUAUCAGAUUCUUGGACCGACCAGCAGCCGACUUGCAAAUCCAGGGAGCGGGCAGAUACAGCUAUGGCAGUUCCUGCUGGAGCUCCUCUCAGACAGCUCCAACUCCAACUGCAUCACCUGGGAGGGCACCAACGGGGAGUUCAAGAUGACCGACCCUGACGAAGUGGCUCGGCGCUGGGGGGAGAGGAAAAGCAAGCCUAACAUGAACUAUGACAAACUCAGCCGUGCACUUCGCUACUACUAUGAUAAAAAUAUUAUGACUAAGGUUCAUGGUAAGCGCUACGCCUACAAAUUUGACUUCCACGGAAUCGCUCAGGCUCUCCAGCCUCACCCCCCAGAGUCAUCCAUGUACAAAUACCCAUCAGACCUCCCCUACAUGAGCUCUUACCAUGCACAUCCUCAGAAGAUGAACUUCGUAGCCCCUCACCCCCCUGCUUUGCCUGUAACAUCGUCCAGCUUUUUUGCUGCCCCUAAUCCGUACUGGAAUUCACCAACUGGAGGUAUCUAUCCCAAUACCAGGCUGCCAGCUGCUCAUAUGCCUUCUCAUCUUGGCACCUACUACUAAGUGGAGAAAAAAGAAACAUCAGAAAAAGCAAACAAAGACCCUUCUCGCUGGGAUACAGUCCCUGAUGAAUUGCAAUGAACUCUAUUGGAGUCCAUGAAUUAAAAGUGCCUAAAGAGACAAGUGAAGGUUUGGCUGGGAAAAAAAAAAAACAACAUUAAAAAAAUAAGACUCUUUGUAGUAGGGAUUUAAAGGAGAUAUUCAAGAAGUAUUAAGAUACUAAAAUGUAAUGUAUAUGGGCAUCGACUCUGUGGACCAAACAACAAUAGACUAUUGUAGGUAAAAGCAUGAAAUGAUAAGGAAAACCUACGAAAGCUAGUGGUCUUAAAAAGUUGAUAAGCUUAUGUGUAAAGUUUGAUACCUUGCUAGUGCAAAACUGGGACAAUACUACAGCAAUAUAAGGAUAAGUCUAUAGUGACCUAACAUACAAUAUAUGAAUUAUUACAAAAGAGGGAGGGG